Quercus robur (English oak) is the source of this 354-nucleotide messenger RNA. RefSeq lists its product as uncharacterized. The coding region runs from base 1 to 354 and encodes 117 amino acids. The transcript has a single exon. The record is from RefSeq and is a predicted model, not a curated record. NCBI's taxonomy places the organism in Eukaryota, Viridiplantae, Streptophyta, Magnoliopsida, Fagales, Fagaceae.
AUGCUAUCUUUAAACAUAAAAGAGGAAGAAUACUGGGAGGCUUGCCAACAUGCAUUGAAGAACCCAUAUGAAGCAAGAACAGAUGAUGAAAAGAAUGAAGGGGGAGAAGCCCCUAGUGAUGAUGAUGAAGGUAGUGGCAGCAAAGAUGAUAAUUGUGGUGAUAGCAACAGUGAUGAUGGUGGAGACAGUGACGGUAGAGACAAUAGCAAUGAUGAUAGUGAUAGUGAAAGAAGUAAUAGUGAAGACUAUGAUAGCCAAGAUAAUGGUAAUGAUAGGAGUGAACCCCCUAGUGAUAGAGAGGACGAAGAUGCGGGAGCCUUCUAUGAAGAUGAUUCUUAUGACGAUGUGGACUAA